This is a messenger RNA of Suillus fuscotomentosus, 690 nucleotides long. RefSeq lists its product as uncharacterized. Gene Ontology annotation, biological process: ubiquinone biosynthetic process. The coding region runs from base 1 to 609 and encodes 202 amino acids. The transcript has 5 exons. Lineage: Eukaryota; Fungi; Basidiomycota; Agaricomycetes; Boletales; Suillaceae. Gene Ontology annotation, cellular component: mitochondrion. The record is from RefSeq and is a predicted model, not a curated record.
AUGUCUCCACCACUGAGGGUACACAUGUACGACCGACUGUGGGCAUCUCAUGGUCUCGUCCGCUAUGGCGUUGCACCAGAUCACCCAGAGGUCAAGAAUUGCGCGAACAAAUUCGAUGCUACUGCAACUGACCCGCGUUUUCGUUUCUUUGGAAACGGAAACGUGUCACUGGACAUUGCACGUAUUCUUCUGACUUCCCCCUCUGUACUUCGUCAAUAUGAUGUACCAGAGCAUGUUCUCGAAGUUCUCUCCCACUCUACCGUCAAGCAUGUCUCCAUAGUUGGAAGAUGGGGACCUCUGGAGGCUGCAUUCACCACUAAAGAGCUUCGGGAGAUGAUCAAUCUUCCAGAGGCAUCGUGUCGCAUUAACACGCCAGCAGCGGCGCACGCUCGAGCUACUCCAGAAGGGAUCCAAGAAUCAAUCAGGAUUGACGCCCAAAUCCUGUGCUUCAGCGUUAGAAUCAAAGAUGGCAUGGUCAUCCAAUAUGAUGACUGGAAAGUCAUCGAAAAUGAGGAAGUUUGCAGGGGCGGAGCCCUGGGAAAGGAGCGGGAGAGAAUGGGCUGGGACGAGACCUUGUCGUUUAUCACUCUCUCGCGCACGCGGCCGUGAUACGCUAAUCGUGUCGGCGGUGCCUAUGCAGGUGGGGGCUUAACAUUACUAAUUUAUAUUGGCAUAUCCAUCAAAUGCUCG